AUGUCACGUCCGAGCGGCACCAGCACCGUCUCGGUGCGCCACGCCUCCAACGCCAACUCCUCCGCCUUCGUCUCCGCGCCUCUGCCCCCAGCCGACCAGGACGAGAUCUGCCCCGUGUGCAAAACCACCCGCUACUUCAACAAGGACAUGGAGUUCCGGAUCAACACCGAGUGCUACCACCGCAUGUGCAAGACGUGCGUCGAGCGCAUCUUCAAGGACGGGCCCAACCAGUGCCCCUACGCGGAAUGCCACAAGACGCUGCGGCUGAGGGGCUUCAAGACGGCCUUCUUUGGCGACCUGGGCGUCGAGCGCGAGGUGGACAUCAGGAGGAGGGUGGCUGCCGUCUUCAACAAGGCCGAGGACGACUUUGAGAGCCUGGAUGCGUACAACGACUAUCUCUACAUGGUGGAGUGCCUCACCGACGAUCUCGUCAACGGAAACGACGAAGCGCGGAAAAAGGCCGAAGCCCAGCUCGCCGAAUGGGAGGCGCAGCACAAGGCCGAGAUCGAGCGCAACCGCAAGCUCGCCCGCGAGUCCGACGAGACGCGGCAGAAGCGCCUCGCCGCGGAGCAGGACGCCGCUCGCCAGCGCCGCCUCCAGGAGCUGCAGGAGGAUGCCGCCGAGAGGGCCAAUGCCGCGCGCUUCCGGGAGGAGAUGCUCAACUCCCUGCAGAACGCGGAGCUGGGGCACGCCGAGGAGGCCGUCGACCGGAUCCUGCUCAAGAAGCGAGGGCAGCAGAAGCGCGACGCCACGCUGGAUGCCGUCGCGACCAUGGGCGGCAGCGGGCUCUCGAUCCGCGGCCUCAGGGACAAGCGCGCGCCGGUGCAGGACGACAAGCCGUACGACCCCUUUGGCGGCCUGGACCUUGCGCCUCAGCGAAUCGAUCUGUCGCCCGAGAAGCUUUCGCAGUACAAGAGCGAGUGGCUCGACGUCACGCGGACCAAGGAGGACUACAUCGUGGGAGGGUACAGCUCUCAGGAGUACCUCACGCGAGCGCUGUUCGAGGCCUUUUCCGGCCUGGGCGUCUUCGUCGCCGAGGACAAGGACAUGAGAGAGGAGGCGACCGUGGCGGCUUCCCUGGAGGCUGUCACGACGGGGCCAGCGGGCGGCAAGAUGGAUGUGGAUGGUCCUUUUUAG
Trichoderma citrinoviride is the source of this 1137-nucleotide messenger RNA. Its product is annotated as kinase. The transcript has a single exon. Gene Ontology annotation, molecular function: cyclin-dependent protein serine/threonine kinase activator activity. Gene Ontology annotation, cellular component: transcription factor TFIIH holo complex. Bases 1 to 1137 code for a protein of 378 amino acids. Gene Ontology annotation, biological process: nucleotide-excision repair; regulation of transcription by RNA polymerase II; positive regulation of cyclin-dependent protein serine/threonine kinase activity. The record is from RefSeq and is a predicted model, not a curated record. Lineage: Eukaryota; Fungi; Ascomycota; Sordariomycetes; Hypocreales; Hypocreaceae.